This is a messenger RNA of Penicillium digitatum Pd1, 1392 nucleotides long. Lineage: Eukaryota; Fungi; Ascomycota; Eurotiomycetes; Eurotiales; Aspergillaceae. The record is from RefSeq and is a predicted model, not a curated record.
AUGUCUGAGGAGCUGGUUGGUCUGCUCGGCGAACCUCCGAAGCUUGGCAAGUCAUUGAGCCAAGUCAUCGGUCUGAUUGGCGCCGUCGGAUUCGUAUUACAGGGUUACGACCAGGCCGUUUCCAAUGGACUGUUGACGCUGGGUUCUUUCAUCGCCGUCUUUCCUCAAAUCGAUACCGUGAAUACCAGCGGUGGUGAGAAAUCUCAUAAUUCGACAAUCCAAGGUCUUGGUGUCGGUGGCUUCACCGCUACAAUCCCCAUGUACGUCUCCGAGUCAUCCGGAGCAGAGGCCCGAGGCCGAAUGGUGCUACUGGAGGGAUGGUUUGCAAUCGGCGGUAUUGUUCUCGCAACAUGGUUAGAAUUCGGACUCUACUACGUCAGCGACAACUCUGUGAGCUGGCGGUUCCCCAUUGCAUUCCAGGGCAUCUUUGCCAUCACUGUGGUGGGAUGUAUCAUGCUCCUACCCGAGUCUCCCCGCUGGCUCGCACGCGUUGGCCGUCUCGAGGAGGCAGCUGAGGUGCUGGCCCGCAUGGAAGAUGUGUCUGUCGACUCUGAGCAUGUCCUACAGGAGCUGGAAAUUAUGCGACAGUCACUUAUAAUUGACGACAGCAUCGAGUCGGCAGGUUCCUCUUCGCCAUUAGCUCUGACGAAGAACCGCCACCUGCACCGUACCGUUAUUGCGGUUGGGGUAAACAUUCUGGCGCAGAUGACCGGGGUCAACAUCAUCACGUUCUAUUCUGAUACUAUCUUCGAGUCCGACCUGGGCUACUCGGGCACAAUCUCACGAAUCAUCACCGGCUGUCUGCAGAUCUGGCAAUUUUUAGCUGCCGGCGUGGCCGUUUUGCUCAUUGAUCGUGUCGGACGUCGUCCAUUGCUCAUUACUGCCGCUGUCGGUAUGACCAUUGCCCAGGCCUGUCUGGCGGGGCUGUCCAGCGACCUUGGAAAUAAAUCCGCAGCUGGCGCAUCCCUCUUGUUCUACUUCGUAGCGCUCUUCUGCUUCCCCAUUGGACUUUUCCUCGUCCCAUUCAUGUACGCCGCAGAGAUCGCCCCGCUACGCACUCGUGCAAAGGUUACUGCGAUGUCCGCUGCGGCAAACUGGCUCUUCAACUUCGUGUUGGCAGAGGUGAGCCCGGUCGGUUUCGCUACUAUCAAAUGGCGGUAUUAUAUUGUUUACGCAUGCAUCAGCGCCUUCGCUGGUAUAUUUUUCUACUUGUUCUGCCCUGAGACUCGGGGCCGAACAUUGGAGGAGAUCGAUGAUAUUUUCGUUCAAUCCAAGUCUGUCUUUGAUACUGUUCGUGUCGCACAGGAGAUGCCAUACCAGACGGAGAUCUUGGCGCAUGUCAGUGACACCGAGAAGGGUGGCCUGGAGGACAUGCAAGUGGAGAAUGCUUAA